AUGGCAUUCCGCUUUCGUAGGGAGGGCCAGUACGUCAAGUCGCGUGUGCAUCUAGACAGAAGCGGCUUCAAACCCUUCAUGAAGGAGCUGAAGUGGGAGAUCUUUGAGUGGCACUACAAACGACACAUGGGCCCUCUGGCUGUCCGGGCUCUUAUGCAGCAUCAGCAAGGUAGCGAAAAACUGCAGUACCUUCAGGACAUAUCUCUAACAGGGGGCAGCAGCAAGUUUUUGUCUCCCGAUUCCUCCCGUUUCUUCUUCGCGACGGCCUUGCCAAUUGUGCGCCCUGUAAAGCGCAGCAGCAACCCCUUCUGCCUCCUCUCCGCCAACAAGACAGGCUUUGUUUACCACAACGAGAACCCUAACUAUCUGAAGAAGGGGCCCUCCACCCUCGUGGGGAUUCCCCGACUCACCAAGAGGAGAACGGGAUAUCCGAAUCCUCACGGCAAGCGCAAAAUCGGAGGCACCGACCCCACGCCCCCCGUUUUCCCCAAAGGCGUCUAG
Cyclospora cayetanensis is the source of this 501-nucleotide messenger RNA. RefSeq lists its product as uncharacterized. Bases 1 to 501 code for a protein of 166 amino acids. Lineage: Eukaryota; Apicomplexa; Conoidasida; Eucoccidiorida; Eimeriidae. The record is from RefSeq and is a predicted model, not a curated record. The transcript has 2 exons.